AUGGAAUUUCGGUGUCGAUUGAAAACAGAAUCAACGCUAAACAAAAAAGAUACUAAUCAAAUACAAUUAUUUAUUGAAGAGCAAUCAACAAUUGACACUGCUAGUCUUCCAUCAUCAUUAGGAACGCCGUCUAUGCCUAAACAAAGCGAUUGGAGAAAAGAUAAAUGUAAUAUAAGUCUAUUAUUAUUCCUAUAUUUAUUACAAGGUAUUCCACUUGGUAUGGCUGCAUCAAUACCUUUAAUUAUUCAAACAUAUGGUACCAGUUGGUCUCAACAAGCAAUAUUUUCAUUUGCUUUUUGGCCAUUUAGUCUUAAACUUCUUUGGGCACCAAUUGUCGAUGCAUUAUAUAUAAAAAGAUAUGGUCGAAGAAAAACAUGGCUUAUACCAGUACAAUAUUUAAUUGGAUUAGUUAUGAUUAUACUUUCAUAUCAUAUUAAUGAUAUAUUACUGACAACACAAGCAUCAAUAAAUAAUCAACCACAUAUUUAUUUUCUUACAUCAAUUUUUUUUGGUUUAUCAUUUCUUGCAGCUACACAAGAUAUUUGUGUCGAUGGUUGGGCACUUUCAAUGCUUUCAAGAGAAAAUGUUGGCUGGGCAAGUAUAUGUAAUUCUGUUGGUCAAACCGCUGGAUAUUUUUUGGGUAAUGUCGUUUUUCUUGCAUUUGAAUCAAAAGAUUUUGCAAAUAGUUAUAUACGACAACCAUUGAAUAUGGAAUUACAAUCAACUGGAUUAAUUACAUUACCUGGUUUUCUUCUAUUCUGGGGAAUAAUUUUUCUAAUAUCAACAACAUUAGUUGCUUUAUUAAAACAUGAAAUUGAUGAAAAUUAUGAUCCAAAUGAACCUCAUUUUGGUCUUACUGAAACAUAUAAAGUUCUUCUAAAAGUUUUUCGUUUAUCAUCAGUACAAUCCAUAGCACUGAUUUUAUUAACAGCUAAAAUAGGUUUUGCUGCAACAGAUGCAAUGACUGGAUUAGAAUUAAUUGAACGUGGUGUUGCAAGAGAUUCAUUAGCUUUAUUAGCUAUACCAUUAGUACCAUUACAAAUUAUUUUACCAUUUCUUAUAUCAAAAUAUAUGACUGGAAGGAAACCAUUAAAUGUUUAUAUUAAAUCAUAUCCAUUUCGAUUAAUUUUAGGUAUAAUCAUGGCUAUAUUUGUUUAUUAUACACCAACAUUUCAAAAUUAUAAUAAAACAUUUCCUUGGUAUUAUUAUACAUUAGCUAUUAUUAUUUAUGGUAUACAUCAAAUAUUUGUUUACAAUAUGUUUGUUUCUCAAAUGGCUUUUUUUGCUCAAGUUAGUGAUCCUAAAAUUGGUGGAACAUAUAUGACAUUACUUAAUACAUUAUCAAAUCUUGGUACUAAUUGGAUUUCAACAACUGCUUUAUAUGCAGCUGAUUAUUUAACAUGGAAAACAUGUUCAUUAGGUGGUAGUCAAUGUGAAACAGAGAAUGAAGAAAAAACUUGUCGUAUAUUAGGAGGUGUCUGCCAUCCAUCUAUAGAUCCUUAUUAUAUUGAAAUAACCAUAUGUAUUACAGCGGGUAUUAUUUGGCUUCUGUGGAAAUAUCAAACAAUAAUCCGUUUACAGUGUUUACCGAUCACUGCAUGGCAAAUACGAAGUAAUCGUCGGAAAAGUCAUAUAUUAGCAGAGGAUGAUGAAUCAUCAUUCUUAAUUACUGCAUAA
This is a messenger RNA of Rotaria sp. Silwood2, 1677 nucleotides long. Lineage: Eukaryota; Metazoa; Rotifera; Eurotatoria; Philodinida; Philodinidae. The record is from the annotation of a GenBank genome assembly.